UCAGUUUCUCGGAAUGUAUUAGUUUUAUCUUCAGGGUUUUUUUUUCUUCAAAUCGUCAACAUUUUCCAAUCUUGGAUGCUAUCUUCCACCAACAACAUGCCAUCCGCUGUACCUGUGCUACAAAAUCAAAUCAAUCUAGUUGCUAAUACAAAUACUUCAACCAGUAAUGAUUUUCUAAAUAUAUCUAAACUAAAACAAAUUGUCAAAAUAAGGAGAAAAAAGGACACAUUGCAUGAUAAUGACAAUACUUUAAUGAAGAUCCAAUACCAUCUUGUAGAGGAAUACCUAAAUUCAACAAAAUCAACUAUUUUUAGCGAAAUAGAAUCAUCAUUAUCAGAAGUGGGAGAUGGCAUUCAUAACAUUCAAACACUAGCUACAAACAUGAGGAAUGUAAUAAACGGCAAACGUAAUAUAUAUAAAAUUGAUGUAGAGAUUUUAAAAAAUCACCCACAGCUAAAAACUAUCCUUAAUCAGAGUGGUGAUCACUGGUUAACAACUUUUGGAACUGAAAAUUUACAAAACUUAAGUCUCCAAAAUGGACUACUGUCUCCAAAGAAGGAAUUACCUAAAACUCCAGAAGGAUUAGAAAUAGUAACUACUAUUAAAUCAGAUGAAAAAUUUAAUUUACCUCCAUCUGGAACCUUAGUGAGGAAAGAAUUCGAAGUUGGUUCAAAAGCUUGGAUCCAAAAAACAAAUUUACUAGGAACAUGGGAAAAAGGCACAAUUCUAAGAAUAUGUGAAAACAGCACAGAAAAACUGUACAGAGUUCGUUUUGAUAGUAAUAAAUUAAUAAAUCCAAAAUUUUGUAAUGGAAAACAACUAGCUUAUUCGGAACCCUCAGAUGUACUUAUUCCAGUUGGAACAAGAAUUAUUGCAAAAUACACUGAUCAAGUUGUCAGUGCAAUGUAUGCUGGAGUAAUUGCUGAACCACCAAAAACUUCAAACAAUGGAAGGUACCUUAUAUUUUUUGAUGAUGGUUAUGCACAAUAUAUAAGCCAACAUGAUAUAAAUGUUGUUAGAGAACAAAGUGAGGAUGUAUCGGAGGAUGUUCACGAAAAGCUUAGAGAUUUUAUUAAAGGUUAUUUAUCAAAAUAUCCUGAGAGGCCAAUGGUUAAAUUGCAAGUCAAUCAGUUUACUAAGACGGAAUUAAACAGUGAAUGGUGUGAUACAAAAGUUGUUGAAGUUGAUGCUAGUAUGGUUAAAUUAGUAUUCUUAAAAUCUCAAUCAACAGAGUGGGUAUAUAGAGGUUCAACUCGACUACAGCCCUUAUAUAAUGAGCUUACAAAUGCAGCUUCACAUCGCAUGACUGGGAAGCUCAGAAGGCAGAGGGGACUCCCAAGGAAACCUAAUCAGCCAUAUGUUGAAUACACAACAGAGAUUGUGACAAUAUCUGAUUCAGAUUCGGAAGAUGAAACUGAAAACGAGAAACCAAAGACUAAAAAUACAGCUCGUAAAUCUACCGGUGGUAAUCUAACCAAGUAUCUAAAUGAGCGUGUUUCCUCAGAUCUCCUUGUUCCUGGUCGAGUUCGUGACACAGAAUCUCAUUUUGGUAGUAGGAUAAUUAGUCGAUUUAAAAAUGCUCAAAGGAAGGAAUAUGAUAAUCAUAUUUGUAGUCCUGCAUGUGGUGAAUUUGUGGAUCAGGAAGACUUUUUUAACAACAGCCCUCUUUCAAUUCCAGUACGCUGUGGAUGGGAAAGGCAAAUUUGGAAGUUCAAUGAUGAAAGACCUGCAAAUUCAGUUGUAUAUCGCUCAAAAUGUGGAAGGCAGCUACGAAACAUGGAUGAAGUCUAUCAACAUUUAUUGACAACUAAUGCAUCUGUUACUAUUGAUCUUUUUUCAGCUGAUGUUAAUCUUUUGGUAUUUAGAUCAUUUGUACCACAUAAGCCUCUGUAUUGUAAUGAAGAUAUCGCAGAAGGUCAAGAAAAGACUCGUAUUUCUUGCAUAAAUAGCUUAAAUGACCAACCUCCACCUUAUGUUGAAUAUGCUAGUGAAAGAUUUCCUGGGGAAGGUGUUCAUUUAAAUCUAGAUGAAAACUUUUUAUGUUGUUGCAGUUGUACAGAUAAUUGCCAGAAUGCUCUAAAAUGUGAGUGUCAAAGAAUAACAAAUUAUGCUAGAUAUGGCCAGUAUACAGAUGAAGCUCCAUACAAAAAUAGAAGAUUAAAAGAUAAUAUUAUAACUGGAAUUUAUGAAUGUAAUAAAUUAUGUCCUUGCAAUCAACAUUGCACAAAUAAAGUAGCCCAAAAUGGUAUAAAGGUUCGUUUGCAAAUGUUCAAAACUCAGUUCAAAGGUUGGGGUAUAAGAUGUUUGGAUGAUAUUGAUGCUGGAAUGUUUAUUUGUGUUUAUGCUGGACAACUCUUGACUGAACAAGGUGCUGAUGAGGAUGGCAAUCAGUUUGGAGAUGAAUAUUUAGCUGAGCUUGACCACAUAGAAGUUGUAGAAAGGAUCAAAGAAGGCUAUGAAUCGGAUGUUGUAGACAUGGAUGUUGAUUAUGAUCCGGUUAAGGAUUUUAAACAGGAUUACAGUGAUGAAGAACCAGUAAAAAAGAAAAGGAGAGGCAGGAAAGGCAAAUCUACCGGUGGUGCUUCGAAGAACUCCAAAAAGUCAAAUCAGUCAACAAAAGUUGUAAAACAGAUCAAGAAACCACUCACUGAGUCCAGUGACUCUGAGCUCAACAUGUGCAAUGGUUCAGAUUCUGAUUUUGAUUCACCGCUACGCACAACAGCAUCUAGUACAUAUGCUACUAGGAGUACGCGCAGGAGUGCAAAGAGAAAAAACGAUAACCUUCCACCUGUAAAUGGAAAUGCUGAUUCCAGUUCCAGUGUUGAUGUAGAAAAAAUAGAUGAUUCUAAAGAAUUACCUGACAUCAAAACAUCUUUUGAUUCUAUCUCACUUUAUGCUGCUCCUUUAAGUCCAAAAUCUGCAGAAAUUGUAGAAAAAGCAGAAAUAAAGAGGAAACCGAAAUUUUCCGAAGUGAAAAAUCAUGUUGUUAAGAAAUCUUCAAGUGCUAAAAAUUCAUCCCAAUCUGCCCAGACCAAAAAACCUGUCAAGAAUAUGCCAAUACGUGAUUAUUAUAAAGAAGAUGGUGUAUACAUUAUGGAUGCAAAAAGCAAAGGCAAUAUUGGAAGAUACUUAAACCAUAGCUGCAAUCCUAAUGUAUUUGUCCAGAACGUAUUUGUAGAUACUCAUGAUUUAAGGUUUCCUUGGGUAUCUUUUUUUGCUCAAAAUUUUAUUCUUGCUGGAACAGAACUCACUUGGGACUACAACUACGAAGUGGGCAGUGUAACCAAUAAAGUCAUGUACUGCUAUUGUGAUUCUAGUAAUUGUCGUGGACGACUGUUGUAGUAUCAUUCCACCUUUUGAAGCAUCUCAUUUGUAAAAUAUUUUUUCAUUUGUUUAAAAAUUACCCAUUUCCAUUUGCAUCUUUUGUAAGUCUCAAAACUAAUGGGAAUUCCCCCCUCUUUUUUUUUACAAAAUACCUCAUAUAGCUUUGCAAAUACUCAGAAUACAAGAUGUGCCUUAUUAAUGUUGUUUUAGCACUUGAUUUAGAAUAAUGUGUACAUAAAUGUUAAGACUUUUGUAGUUUUUCUUUAACUGUUUGUAAAUGUUGAUAUGUUGUAAUGUCUUGAAUGUUUGUAAUUGUGAUCUGGGUUUAUUUCUUAAUAUCCAUUUUUGUACUUCAUAUGUUUCAGCUUUCUUUUCAAAAUGCAUAGAUUGAGAUAUAUUUUGUUUGUUCUAUUAUAUAAGGGUUUUCUUUUGCAUUGGGGAAAUAUCAUAAUUAUUUUUUAAAGUUUUAAAUUAAACUAAUGGAAUAAAACUGAUUGUCUAAUUAAUCAGCGCUAUUUCGUGAUUUUUUUGGGGAAAGAAAAAACUCAUGAUUUAUCUCUGAGUACUGUCAUGCCCUUGAUGAAAAAACUUUUCACCCAAAAAGCUACUAUACAUUUUGAUGCAAGUAGAUGUAACAAAUAAAAUUUUGAAGAGCAAUAUGUCUUUUUUUUUUGUAUAUUUAUGAACUGCACAGUUUUAAUUACAUUUAAGAGGUAUAUUUUUUAAUGAAUUUAAUCUAUUUCUUGGUACAAGACUCAUGGACUUUAAAAUUGCUAUGCAUACCUGAUACAGAAAUUCUGAAGUCAACCAAGUGCAAAGUAACGUCCAAUUAAUAUUGUGCCCAAAAGGUCUCUGCCCAAACAUUCGACCCAUUCUUCAUCAUUUAUUCAUGUAAUAUGGAGCAAUCCUUGAUGUAUGGUUUGUUUAAUGAAUUGUAAAGGAAUUUCUCAAACAUGUGAUACUGUCUUACGUUUACUUGUCUAUCAUUUACUUUGUUUUGUAAGUGGUGCUAUUUAUUUUCAUUCUCGUACUUUGUAAGUCCUUGAGCUUUCAGCAUUAAAGCAUCAUAAGUACUUUUUUGUGCACUAAAAGUUCUGUUAUUUAUUAUUGUGCAAAAAGGUUUAGGUGAUUGAGUAUGAAAAAUUUGAAGGUGUGCUUUUUUUUUUUUUUUUUUUUUUUGCCCAGUGUGACGUUUAAUGUAAAAUCAAAUACUCAUUGAAAGAGCAUUUGUUUUAAUUGUGAUAUAGCAGCUCUUUUACACUUUUCAUCAUGUACAUAUUUUUUAACACUGCCAAACUGUUACCUGUAAUAAAUUGUAUAAUAUAUAUCUGUUUU
Molecule: messenger RNA, 4659 nt
Organism: Uloborus diversus
Lineage: Eukaryota; Metazoa; Arthropoda; Arachnida; Araneae; Uloboridae
Gene: egg
Product: histone-lysine N-methyltransferase SETDB1-like
Exons: 29
Coding region: 76-3342 (1088 amino acids)
Biological process (GO): negative regulation of gene expression; heterochromatin organization
Cellular component (GO): nucleus
Molecular function (GO): protein binding; zinc ion binding; DNA binding
Source: RefSeq, a predicted model, not a curated record